Panicum hallii is the source of this 2075-nucleotide messenger RNA. RefSeq names its product glycerol-3-phosphate acyltransferase, chloroplastic. The coding region runs from base 235 to 1602 and encodes 455 amino acids. Gene Ontology annotation, molecular function: glycerol-3-phosphate O-acyltransferase activity. Gene Ontology annotation, biological process: glycerophospholipid metabolic process. The transcript is spliced from 14 exons. Lineage: Eukaryota; Viridiplantae; Streptophyta; Magnoliopsida; Poales; Poaceae. The record is from RefSeq and is a predicted model, not a curated record.
AUUCUGCGGGUAGAAAACAAAACAAAAAAAAAUCGAAGAAAAAGCGCAGGCAGGGGUGAGCGGGCCGAGGCUUCAUCUCGUGUCGAUGCCUUCUUCGCCCUCUCCGUCCUCGCUCCGCUUCCUCCGCAGCUGGACUCGUGCUCAACAUCGCAAAUCCCAAGGCCCGCCACUCCCACUAGGCCACCACCACUAGGGUUUUCGUAUUAGGUUUCUGGAACAUUCCGCCGCCGCCUCAUGCACGCGCCGCCGCUGGUCGCGCUCGCCGGGGGCGCCUGCCCCGGCGCCGCCGCCGCCGCCGCCGCCUCGCCGCUGCCAUGGCUGGCCUCGCCCAGGGCCGCCAUCCUCGCCGCGCCGGCGAGGCUCCUGCGGUCUCGCCGCGGGGCGCUCCGGUUGGAAGCCAAGGCCGCGUGGAGGGCGGGCGGGGGCGGGCGGGGCCCGCGGGUCCCGGCCAAGGGCGCCGUGCUCGCCUCCUACAUGGGCGCCGAGGAGGUGGUGGGACCCUCGCCGCUGCUCGACGAGGAAGGUCUCGACGAUGAAGAGCUCAUUUUACACAUCAGAAAGGAACUGGAGGAGGGAAAUCUGCCUGCAGAUGUUGCUAGCAACCUGGAGGAGCUCUAUUACAAUUACAAGAACGCUGUCCUGCAAACUGGAGAUCCAAAUGCAUAUGAGAUCAUGCUUUCAAAUAUGAUGGCUUUGUUUGAUCGUGUCCUACUGGAUGUGCAGAAUCCAUUUACCUUUCCACCGUAUCACAAAGCUAUCCGAGAACCAUUCGACUAUUACAUGUUUGGUCAGAAUUACAUUAGGCCACUGGUAGACUUUAGGAACUCCUAUGUUGGCAACAUUUCCCUUUUUCAUGACAUGGAAGAGAAGCUCCGCCAGGGCCAUAAUGUUGUUUUGAUGUCUAACCAUCAGACAGAAGCAGAUCCAGCAAUUAUCGCCUUGCUGCUCGAAAAAAGCAAUCCGUGGAUUUGUGAAAACAUAGUUUACGUUGCGGGCGAUAGGGUUGUUACUGAUCUGCUUUGCAAGCCAUUUAGCAUGGGAAGGAACCUGAUUUGCGUGUACUCAAAAAAGCAUAUGAAUGAUUACCCUGAGCUAAUUGAGAUGAAGAGGAAAUCAAAUACUAGAAGUCUCAAGGAAAUGGCCUUGCUUUUACGCGGUGGUUCACAGUUGAUUUGGAUUGCACCAAGUGGUGGUAGAGACCGGCCAGACCCUUCGACAGGAGAAUGGUACCCGGCGCCAUUCGAUUCAUCCUCAGUGGAUAACAUGAGGAGGCUUCUGGAGCAUGCUGGUGUUCCUGGGCACAUAUAUCCACUAUCAUUGCUGUGCUAUGAGGUUAUGCCUCCACCACAACAGGUUGAGAAAGAGAUUGGUGAGCAAAGGGUGAUAUCGUUCCAUGGAGUAGGCUUAUCAGUAACUGAAGAAAUAAAAUAUGGGGAUAUUACUGCUCAUACCAAGAAUGCUGAUGAGGGAAGGGAGCUAUUCACAGAUACUUUGUACAGCUCAGUUGUUAACCAGUACAACGUGCUCAAGUCUGCUAUCUUUAGAGAUCGUGGAGCAGCUGCAUUAAACACUGCCAUCUCACUGUCGCAACCAUGGCGAUGAAUGUCUAGAUUCCAUACUGAAAUUACCUUACUUUUCAGAAGAUCAGAUGGAGGGCCGUUGUACAAUUUUGCUGGGAGAAAUUCUUGGACUUUAAACUUUGACAUCACCGCACUUUAUUAAUCAUGGAGGAGCCCGUUACUGUCCUGCAGAUCCUGUCUAGGGUGAUCGGUGGCUCUGCAUACAUGGAUCCCAGCAGCUGUGGCAUGCGGUCAAUCGAUCCAGCGAAAGUAUUGUUGCCUCAGGUUAAACAGUGACGUGCUGGUUGGACACCAAAGGAUCCAUCAGGUUGCAUGCGUUGAACCAGCUUGUCGAUGAACAAGUGGAUUUGUGCGGUUGACGUCAUAAUCUUGUUACUUUCUGUUUCGUGUACAUAGCUUUUGAUUCUUUCCGACUCCACAUUCGGAGAUAAAAAGCGUAACAUGCUCACAGUCGGGUUCUCUCUGUCUGGGUGUAACCCGUCUAUUUCGUUCUCA